Messenger RNA from Hemisphaericaspora subhashii, 1791 nucleotides. Its product is annotated as RNA-binding snoRNP assembly protein. Gene Ontology annotation, biological process: box H/ACA snoRNP assembly; pseudouridine synthesis; ribosome biogenesis. Gene Ontology annotation, cellular component: sno(s)RNA-containing ribonucleoprotein complex. The coding region runs from base 1 to 1791 and encodes 596 amino acids. The record is from RefSeq and is a predicted model, not a curated record. The transcript has a single exon. Gene Ontology annotation, molecular function: RNA binding. NCBI's taxonomy places the organism in Eukaryota, Fungi, Ascomycota, Pichiomycetes, Serinales, Debaryomycetaceae.
AUGCAAGUCAAUACUUAUGAAACUAUAGCUGAGCCAAACCAAACUGAUUUGCAAGAAAAUCCUGUGAAAAUCACUACAAUGGAACAGCAACAAACCCUUCCAAUAGAUCAAAACCCCGCGGUCGAGAGUACUAUGGAAUCAGCCGCCAUCUUAAAUGGCAAUCAAGAUAUAUCCAAUGCAAAGCAAGGAGAUGCUCAACGGACAAAUGAGGGCGAACAGCAGAAGCAGAAAGAACAGAUUACCGCUGCCGAGCAUGAAAACAUACCGAAUGCUGAAUCUGAGGCCUCACAGCAAUUAACGAACAAGUCCGAGAAUGCUGGACAGAGUGUAGAAGAAGAAGAAGUGCAGAUUAAAGAAGAGCCUGAAGAAAUUCAAGUAAAACUUCAAACUACCGACAUCGCCCCUAAUAUUCAUGUAAAGGCAGAACCACAAGAACCAACAGUGGAAGUUAAAACGGAACCUGAAGACGAUACCAUGAGAAAUUUCUUUAUAUCCACAGCCCCGAACGAAGAUAUCGCUCCAUUGUCUGAUGACGACAUCAACGUGGAUGAUGUAUCAUCUUCAGAAGUAUCUAGUUCAGAAGACGAGGACAGUUCAGAUUCCGACUCAGAUUCGGACUCCGACUCCGAAUCAGAAGAAGAAGAAAGUACAAAUAAACAAGAUCUUGACGACGAAGAGGACGAAGUAAAUGAAGGACCAAUCAAAUCAACAAACGAAAUAGUUGAAAAGGCACCCGUAUUACCUGAAGACUACUCGAUUCCCGAAAACUCUCCGAUUGAAGAUAUUGGAGAAGUUAUCGGAUUAGUGGAAAAUUCAAUUAUCAUAAAAGCAAAAACCUCGGGAGAAUUUAGAGUCUUGCAAGAAGGCUCUGUAUUCUGCUUUGAGGAUAGAACUGUCAUUGGGCCAUUAUUUGAAAUAUUUGGAAGAGUACAACAACCUGUCUAUAGUGUGAAAUUUAAUUCCAAAGAAGAAUUCGAAAAAUUUGCAGGCUGUAAAGGCAAAAGAGUAUUUUACGUGGUGCCUGAUUCCCAAUUCUUGUAUACUGAUUCAAUCAAAAAUUUGAAGGGGACCGAUGCAAGUAAUUGUCACGAUGAAGAAUUGCCGAUUGAAGAGCAAGAAUUCUCCGACGAUGAAAGGGAAUUGGAUGCAAAACAAGCUAGAAAGAAGAAGAAUAAAAACAAAAAUAAAAAUAAGGAACAAGGUUCAGGCCAACAGCAGGGAUCGAACAACAGGAGGAGGACUAGCAAUGCUGGCGAGAGCACACCAUAUAAACGAACCCAACAACAUGCAGUCCCAUCAUAUCAGCCACUUAACAAUGCAAGAUCAACUGUUCAGGACAGAAGAGGAGCAAGUCAAUAUGCCAAUUAUCAACAACCACCAGGCCAAUUUGCUGGCUACGGCAAUUACAACCAACCAAUGGCAGCUCCUUCUCAACCUCAAUCAACUUACGGACAACCGUAUUAUCCACAUGCUGACAAUUUCCAACAACAGCAACCUCAGUAUGGAGCUUAUCCAACCUAUCAGAAUCAACAAGCCGCAAUGCAUCAUGGAUCUCAGCCAAACUUUCAAGUCCAGGGAUUUUAUCAGCAACCACAGCAAUAUCAAUCCCAGCCACCACCACCACCACCACAAUAUCCACAACAGUAUCACUCAGAAUACAACCCUGUUGCAGUUAAUACACAACCACCGCAACAACAGCAACCACAAGUUGACCCUGCUCAACUUGCUGAAUUACAAAGAUUACUUUUGCAGCUGAUGCAAAAUAAGCAGAACCCACAAAUGCCUCAAUAG